AUGGAGGCAGCCCGCUGGCACGAGCAAUUAGAGUUUAGGGGCCAGGCGUCUCAGCUCGUCGUCAGCGACGCGCUCUUCCUCGGUGGGGCGACGCUGGAAUCCCCGAGCGUUCCCACGGAGCCAGGCUGCUUCGUCUGGCUGCCGUCUGGGUGCCCAGGCGUGAUCGACAUCGACAGAGAGGAGACGAUCCUGUUCGCAGCCUCAGUCAACACCUCCGCUUGGCUUCAUGAUGCAGGGGGCGAGAAACAGUCUGGGGCGCCCAUCCAGAAGCAUCAGAAGGCUUCUCGGAAGGCUUGCGAAGCACGUGCCCAGCACUUCAAGAUGGUGUGUGCCGUCGACGACGCGGAGAUGCUCUUUGUCGAGGAGGGGGCCCUCCACGCCGACCAGCCUGCUGCGAUGGCCAGCAUCGAGCUGCCCGGCGACGAGGCCGCAGCCCCGCCGGAGCAGGCCCCGGACAUGGCCGACGCUGCGCAGCCUGCGGGCGGCACCGCCCAGCCUGCCGCCGUGACCACUGCGCCCACCGGCGACGCGGACCAGUCCACCGCGGCGCCCAUGGCACCCGCUGGCAGCGCCGACCGGCCCGAGGCGGCGACCGCGGGACCCGGCGGCGGCUCCGAGCAGCUCGCCGCCAGCGCCACGGGGGCGCCCGCCGCCGCCGCCGCGGCGGCCCCCGCAGGCGCGGCUGGCCAGCCGGCCGCCGGCAGCGAUACUGGGGAGGUGCCCGCCGCCGUCGCCGAGGCCGCUCAGGAGGCAGAGGCGAAGGCGCCAGCCGUCAAGGGGUCCGCGAGGCCGCGGCCAAGGAAUGAGCUGAUCCCGAAGCCACUGCAGCCGUGGGCCGCGGCCGACAACGCGGACGACCCUCGCGACGACGACCUCGGAGUUGGAGCUGGCAAGAGCGACGACGGCUUGAGCGCUGGCAGCCAGAAAAGCACCCACGCCAGCUCGGAGCCUCUGCUGGCGCCUGGACCACCUGACCCUGCCACGGAGCAGUCCGCCAAGCUCUCGCCGAUGGCCUCACAGGUGCUGCCAAGCUGGGCCCCGAGUCUUCCAAAAGCGUCCGGCUGCUACGUCUGGACGCCGCAAGGAUGCCCCAGGCAGCCCACCUUCCAUGCAGACGUGUGGAAGCAGGACAAGUACGGCGAGUUGCACAAUCACGCCGCCAGUAGCAAGGCGGCCUGCUUCGCGCGCGCGCAAAUGUUCAACGAUUGGUGUGGCACCACCAGCGUAGUGAUGGUGCUGGUUCUGGCCCCAGCGGUGCCAGUUGCGACGAGGCCCGACGCGGCCUACGAGGGUAUUGCGCAGAGCGACGCGCCCGAUCUGCCGACCGAGGCGGGAUGCUACGUGUGGACGCCCAGCGGCUGCUCGAGGCACGCCAGCUUCCACGCGCGCUACCACUGGAAGCGGGACCUCGAGGGCGAGGCGCGGUCCAGUGCCGCCUGGGACCCCGCGGCGUGCCAGGCGCGCAAGGCCACGUUCGACGCCUGGUGCGGCGUGCAGGACGCCGUGAUGCGCCUGGUCCGCCCAGAGGCCCGACGCCAGCCGGAGCAGCCCGCGCAGCCGGGGUGCUACGUGUGGCAGCCCAGCGGCUGCCCGAGCAGGGGCGUCAGGAGCUCCUUCAGGUGGAAGCACGACCGAUGGGCCGAGCAGAACGCGGGCGCGCGUUACGACGCCGUGAUCUGCUCCAAGCGCAAGGCCACGUUCGACAACUUCUGCGGCACGAGCGACGCCGAGAUGGCCUUCGUGGCGGAGGAUUGGGCGAACCGCUACAGCGCGACGCCGGAGGACGACGGCCGCGGCCAUCGCCGGGAGCACGGCGGCCAGGGCGAGCGGCUGCGACCGCGCCCCAGCGCCCCGCGAGAGGAGGCCAGCGACCUGCUGGCGCCUCCAGCGGGCGGCGUGCGCGCCCCCCUCCCCGCCCACGCCGGCGCGCUGCCCGCCGACGCCGAGGCGGCGCCGCCGGCGCAGGGCCCCACGGAGCCCGGCUGCUUCGCGUGGGUCCCCGGGGGCUGCCACGGCCACGGCGAGCGGGGACCGCCCCGACUUCAGCAGCAGUCCGGGCACGAGCAGCAGGUGUGGCAGCGCGACUCCUGGGGCGAGGCCAACAAGGGCGCCCGUUUCAGCAAGUCGGCGUGCAUGGCGCGGAAGGCGUCCUUCGACCACUUCUGCGGCGUGGCCGCCGCGGUGAUGGCGUGGGUGGCCCCCGUGCGGCCCCACGAGCCGUCCGAGCCGGGCUGCUACGUGUGGCACCCGAGCGGCUGCCCGCGGAAGCCCGGCGUCAGGGUGGCCACGGAGUGGGUCCACGACGUCUCGGGGGAGAGGAGCAUGGACGCCGGCAGCUCCCAGCACGCGUGCGCGCGCAGGAAGCCCCAGUACGACGCCUUCUGCGGCACGUCGGACACGGAGAUGCUCUUCGUGGGCACCUCGGCCAACUGCGUCAAGUUCGAUCUGACCAGGAUCGACCGGUACGAGGAGGAAAUCGAGUCCCCCUCGUAUCCCAACGUGGUGACCGUCUACCGCAAGGAGAUCGUGGAGGGCUCGGUCAUCAGCAGCGACGCAGGCGAGCUCGCCGCAAUCGGCCUGCCCGCCUUCGCCGACUGGAAGGCCACCGACGCGGACGGUAACACGAAGUUCUUCGAGUGGUACACGGAUGCCCAGGCGGAGGCCAAGAAGGUGAAGCUGAAGCCCGAGGGCGCCGAGGCCGUGUCCACCCUGGUGAGGGCGCCCAUCGGCCUGAGCGAGGACGCCCUGAGGCUCCACCUGAGGAGCCUGGGCGUGGACGUGACCGCCUUCGGCCAGGGCACCACGAAGACCCUCAAGGAGUUCUCCGCCGAGCUCAUCAGGGGCGAGUCCACCCUCAUGCAAGACCAAGAUGGCAACAUCAUCCGCGUGGUAGACGUCGUCGUCAUGAUGAUCGUCCGGGCGGCCACAGGCGAAGUGCUCGUGCAGACGGAGCAGAUCUCCCCCGACGGCACCACGAAGGUGCUGGACCGGCUGCCUGGAGCGAAGCGCCGGCCCGACGAGAACCAGUUCCUCAGCGCCCGCCGGAUCCUGCGCCGGCAGCUGGAGAUAGACGAGAACCAGGUGCAGCUCGACCAGGAGGUGGUGAACGUGGAAGAGGAGCACGCGUCCCCCAACUUCCCGGGGCUGAAGACCGUGUAUCGAAAGCGCAUCAUCAAGGCCACCUGGGUCGGCAAGGGCUCGUGA
This is a messenger RNA of Prorocentrum cordatum, 3204 nucleotides long. Lineage: Eukaryota; Dinophyceae; Prorocentrales; Prorocentraceae. The record is from the annotation of a GenBank genome assembly.